This is a messenger RNA of Diabrotica balteata, 784 nucleotides long. Lineage: Eukaryota; Metazoa; Arthropoda; Insecta; Coleoptera; Chrysomelidae. The record is from the annotation of a GenBank genome assembly.
AGGAUAAGAGAUAUUUUGUUAUUAACAAAAUCUGAUUUGAUUUUUCUCUAAUCUAUUUUAAAUGUUUUAUAUACAGUUUAAGUGAUUUAGAUUUUUUGAAUGUUUAUCUAAAUUAAAUCCGUCAUUUAUGCAAUGAAAGUGUAAUUUCAAAAUGUCAGGAAUGUCACCAUCAGAGAGGAGAUUGCAGAAGGAAUUGAUGUCUCUCAUCAAAGAACCCCCACCAGGAGUCUCUGUAGAUACUGACAUAACAGAAAAGAAUUUAUUACAUUGGGUUAUAAACAUGGAAGGAGCCGCAGGUACCCUGUAUGAAGGUGAACAUUUUCAACUUCAAUUUAAAUUUAGUAAUAAAUAUCCAUUUGAUUCCCCCGAGGUAACCUUCGUAGGAACAAACAUUCCAGUUCAUCCACAUGUAUAUAGUAAUGGGCAUAUUUGCUUAUCAAUUUUAACGGAUGAUUGGUCGCCUGCCUUGUCCGUUCAGUCAGUAUGCCUGUCAAUAGUGUCUAUGCUAAGUAGCUGUAAAGAAAAACAACGACCACCGGAUAACUCCUUUUAUAUAAAAACUUGCAGUAAAAAUCCUAAGAAAACCAAAUGGUGGUACCAUGAUGAUUCCGUGUAAUGGUUUGUCCACACAAUGAAUGGAACUUAAAAGUUAUGUGAUUAUAAUAUAUUAUUGUUUAUUUAUAGAUUGAAAAUUUUAUAUUUACAUAAUAGAUUUUCUGAAUGAUUGAAAUUUUCAUGUGUUAGACUCUAAACAAUAAAUAUAUACUUUGUCUAGUGCCUACCA